Messenger RNA from Hyaloscypha bicolor E, 771 nucleotides. RefSeq lists its product as uncharacterized. The annotation marks the transcript as partial. NCBI's taxonomy places the organism in Eukaryota, Fungi, Ascomycota, Leotiomycetes, Helotiales, Hyaloscyphaceae. The record is from RefSeq and is a predicted model, not a curated record. The transcript is spliced from 6 exons.
ACCUGGGCGUUCGUAAUCUUGGGAAACUCCUACGAUAUCACACUUGGGCAAUGGAGACACAAUACCAAUUCCCUCCUAAGCGCUCAGGAGGUUUGGUUCGCCGUGUUCAUGACAGUCUUUGUUCUUAUCCCUUGGUUGACACUUCGAGAGGUCACCGCUGAAGUUGAAAUUCCACCUCCAAACGUCGCCAUUCUUCGAUUCGACCGCGGGAUGAAGCAAGGUCUCCUGGGCAGAAUCAGUCGUACUUCCGUCAUGGAUUACCACGCCUUCGGAAUUAUCAGCGCGGGCCCAAAAGCUUCAAAUAAUUAUAUGAUAUGCGGUAUUCAAGGUGACUUCACGGAGAGUCUUGUUGUCAAUCUGUCCAAAACCGUGUGGACCAGGGAGUUGAAGUUCGCUGGUGUUGGGCAUGCAUCUGCAAUAUUCAAGGGAGGGAUCCACGGUUGCACUGGGACUGGGAUAGGAGCAGCAAUGUCUACCUGCAUUCAGAGUCCAGAUUGGUUCAUUAUUCGGAUAGGGUCGUAUCAGGAGAAGACCUUUGGAUCUACGAUCGCGGGCCUUGUUCGUAAAUAUAUUGAGCCGGAGAGAACGAUCCUGUGGGAUCCGAAGAAACGAGGAGGACGACCAGAUACCGUGCAACUCCUCAAAGGCACCUGGACGAGCUUUGGAGCAGAGGUCAUUUUCAUUGCCUCUAACACGCAGGGUAAUGCUGAGAUGGCACAGGGUUGCCGUUCAGCGGGAUUACACGCAUUUGGCACUCUGUGGGACUUCUGA